UCUGACGGGUGGAGCAACUAGGACCGGUAAAUGGAACUGGGUUGCCCCGUUGCCCUGAUGCCACCCAACCUGGCCCACCUUCUUCCUUUUAAUUCGGAAACCUAUAAAUCCCGCUAUAUCCCCUGCAGCUAUGCACAGUUGUAUGGCAGGCAUGGCAAAAUCGAUUUGGAGCUCAGAUUUCUUAAGGAGAGGAAAGCCCAGUUUGUCAAUGUCUUUGGAGGGCAUACACCAGCUAUGGCCGCUAUCAUCUUCAACCUCUUCGUCAUCAACAAGUCUGGCGGGCUGAUUUUCUACAAGGAUUAUGGAACGCAAGGCCGUCUCGACACAAAUGACAGCUUGAGACUCGCGAGUCUGUGGCACUCCAUGCACGCAAUUUCGAAGGAGUUGUCUCCAGUCAAUGGGUGCAAUGGGAUCGAGGUUUUAGAGGCCGAUACUUUCGAACUUCAUUGCUUCCAGGCCCUCACAGGUAUGGCACAAAAAAUCUUCGUGGCCGCUGAACCAGGAACGCCGGGCAUUGAUAGCUUGCUGAAAACUGUCUAUGAGCUUUACACGGAUUAUGUUCUGAAGAACCCAUUCUAUGAAGUGGAAAUGCCCAUCAGGUGCGAACUAUGGGAUUUGAAUCUGGCUCUAGCAGUUCGGAGGGACGGCAAGACCGGUCUCACAGGCCGCUAAGGAACCUCAGCUUUUGAAACUCUAUGAGGUUUGUCGGCAGAGACGAGGUUCUUUCUAGUGUACAGCAUAUUAUCCCAUGUCAGAUAGUGAUGUAGGGCAUCUUAACUAUGACAACCAAGUGGUAGAUUUGCUUCUGUUGAAAUCUGUCAAGAGAAUGAGAUAAUUCACGAACCAGAGUGAAGUCACUUUAUAGAUACCAAACGUACGGCGUAUACUCAUUGCUCUCAAUAUGAAUUGCACUUGCAUCCAUUGAAAUUGUGGAAGGGGCAACUGAAGGUUGGAUGUCUCACACCUGUCUAAAAUAUGUCUAUUGUAACUUCUCAUUAUAUCAAUACGUGAAUCCUUUCAUUUCUC
Molecule: messenger RNA, 1026 nt
Organism: Physcomitrium patens
Lineage: Eukaryota; Viridiplantae; Streptophyta; Bryopsida; Funariales; Funariaceae
Biological process (GO): endoplasmic reticulum to Golgi vesicle-mediated transport
Cellular component (GO): TRAPP complex
Source: RefSeq, a predicted model, not a curated record